This is a messenger RNA of Ctenopharyngodon idella (grass carp), 3299 nucleotides long. RefSeq names its product putative cyclin-dependent serine/threonine-protein kinase DDB_G0272797/DDB_G0274007 (gene pdgfba). Gene Ontology annotation, cellular component: membrane. Lineage: Eukaryota; Metazoa; Chordata; Actinopteri; Cypriniformes; Xenocyprididae. Gene Ontology annotation, molecular function: platelet-derived growth factor receptor binding; growth factor activity. The transcript is spliced from 7 exons. The record is from RefSeq and is a predicted model, not a curated record. Bases 440 to 1897 code for a protein of 485 amino acids. Gene Ontology annotation, biological process: positive regulation of protein autophosphorylation; positive regulation of cell population proliferation; positive regulation of phosphatidylinositol 3-kinase/protein kinase B signal transduction.
UGCAGCAGCGGAGCAUUAAAGCACCUGAGAAACACGCUAUAGCACGCACAACUGCACGAACGCAUGCUGCUGCUUACUAGGGAAAGUUACACACUUGCAGCGCUGGAAUAGUUAUGCAUGGGCUGUUUUCUGGAGUCAACACACUGGACAUAUUUUGCUUGGAUAUUUAAAGCUUGAUAUUUUAAACUGAAGAGUGGAGGUUUUUUUGUUUUGUUUUUGUUUUUCAUUUCAAGUAUAUCAUUAAUAUGCGAUUCUUAACGGAUCGGUGACUUGAACACUUUAUUUCCACGCUGGAGAUUUCGGAUACGACGUUAAAUGUCAAACAGGAUCAGCUGGCACGGUGUUCAAAGUGACUCAACCCCUCUGGAAUAAACUUUCCUGCAGCUGAGAGAGAGUGUGUGUGUUUGACAGAGAGAGAGAGACAGUUGGAUGUGCGCGCAUGAUGAGCUCGCGGCUUCUGCUGCUGGUGCUCGCGGCGCUCGCAGCGUGCCUGCGGUCUGGUCGCGCGCAGGGGGACCCUCUCCCUCCAUCUCUGGUGGACUUAGUGAUGAACAGCCCGAUCUCAUCCGUAGAUGAUCUAAAGAGACUUCUGGACGUAGAAUCCGUAGAGGAAGAUGAUGAGAUACCCGAGAAUGAGAUGCACUCUAACGGAACACACAAACGUCUUCCCAGAAGCCUUAGCGUUCAGGUGGCCCAGCAGGCCAUGUGCAAGGUGAGAACAGAAGUUAUGGAAGUGACCCGUUCGAUGCUGGACAGACGGAAUGCCAACUUCCUGUUAUGGCCUCCGUGUGUGGAAGUGCAGCGCUGUUCAGGCUGCUGCAACACACGAAUUGUACAAUGUGUGCCAGUCACCAUAGAAACACGACAUUUACAGAUGACGAAAAUCCAGUUUAUCAACCGACAACCAGUCUAUGAGAAGGUUAUCAUACCCGUGGAGGACCAUGUAACUUGUAGCUGUCAAUCACGUGUUUCUGCACACAGCCCACGGCUCCAAACCACACCUCUUCCUCCGCCCAGACCUAAAGUAACGCUACCAAAGACCCAAUCGAAAGAGGAGCUACAUCGCAAUGACGAACUUAAACAUAAUCAAAGGCUCCAUUUGGAGGAUAAAGAGAGUCAGGAACUACAAUGGCAGUCAAAAAACACAGUCACACACACACAGGGCUACCAACAAAGCCCGUACCAACAUACAAUAUCGCACACGCCAGUUUAUGUGAGCAGAGGAGAUGUUCCCACCAAACAAACCACAUUAGGAGAUCCACACAUGAUGAGUGACGCAACACAAACAGAGGAGGUUGAUCGCAUGAAAUCCGAAAACAGUGGUGACGGCAUGGCGAAAAAGACGCAACUACAUUACGACAAACAUCUGCAAGAGGAUCAACAGCCAAGACCACAGCAACCACAGGAUAAAACUACACCACAGCAACCAAAAUACAAUCUUUCCCACAAUCCUGUCCAAUCAGGACACAGCAUACCACAAAGUAGCCAAUUAGACACUUUUAGUCACACUUACAGCCACGUUGAGGUGAUCGGCCAAUCCAGCGGCUUAUCAGAAGUGCUAAAUCAUCACUCUGACCAAUCAGAAGUUAGAAAACAUCACCACCACCACCAAUCAGAAGCAAGUAACCAAAAUAUGCAGGAAGGGGAACAGCAGCAAGAAACACAACAUCAUCUUCGUCACCAACACCACCAACACCAUCAGCUUCACCAACAUACAACGCAAGCAGUUAGCCAACAACAGACAAGCACACAAAAAACAGUGACUAAAACUCCUCCCACCACCCCCUCAGCCCCACAGACUCCACCUCCUCUCCAGCCCCCACGGAAGCGCCGACGGAAACAUCGGAAGAGGAUGAGCAAGGCCUCUAUGAGAGCAAUGAUAAUGGUAAUGUCCUGAAGAAGACCAAGACUCUGCCAAACUGCUGCCAAAGUCCCAGGAGCAACCACAAAGUUGGGAGUCAGGGUGGAGAUACACAGGAUAUAGCAGAGACACACUGGAAAUCUUUUUAUAAUAACUGGAAAUGUCUUUGAUCUUUGCCAAAUAAGCUCCCAUGAACUACAUUUCCCAUCAGCUAUUGCAGUCGUAGGAGGCAACCAGUUCUGCGAUCUUCGCACAACGGGAGCUGGCCGUACUCAGGAUAUCCUGUGAGCAUGGACUUAAAAGGGAUUCCAUACGGACACAAACACAGCCUGCCAAAUAGUGAGACUGUAUUUAAAACACAACACAAUUACGGUCUACCAGAUACACUUCAUUCAACACAACAACUGCCAAAUGCGGUGCAAUAUUGACUUGAACCAUUGGUUGGCCAAGAAUCUGGCUCAAAUCAGUGAUUAGCUACUUGGGGAAAGUCAAAGUAGCCUUCAGUUGCCAAUGAAUGAUGUAGACCCACUAGUGGUUGGGUUGGAAAACAACUCUGGACUAUUUAUCCACUGGAGGAACUACUGGAAUAGCAAAUGGAAGAAGUUAAAACUGGAAUAUUUGAGGAUAUAUGUGAGGACUUUGAAUUCGGACUCUCAAAGAGCAAAACAACUAGGGAUAUGAAGCUCAGGACUUCCAGAAAAGUAUAAAAUACAAAUAACUUUUAAAAAUUCAUCUCAAAACAUAUAAUCUGUACAUUUCUCAAGCUACUUAAACACUCCAAGUUUAUUAAAUAGCAAAAUAUCAGCUGGCUAGAUACGAAAUCAAGGAGUAAAAGCACUUACAAAGCAGUUUUUGAGCAUGUACCAUGGUACUAUGAUGGUAUUCAUUGAAGUACUUUGGAGUACCAUGUAUAUACCAUGGUAUAUGAAUAUGGUAAUCAAUCUGAUGCCAUGGUACCCCCUCAGUACUUUUUUGUAAGUAUCUCUCAGUAUCAUGCACAGUAUUUAUUUGGUGCAAAAACACUGGAAUAUCGUACACUGGAGAUUAUCAAAUAUGAAGUGCUGAAAGCACUAAAUGUUUGCAUGCUGGUAGAUGCACGGUCAAAUAGUUCUUAAUUCAAUAUUUAUAUGAAAUAAAAUAUUGUGUUUAGCCAUAAUGAGGUUACAAUGAAAUACUCCCAUCCUGUAGGGGGCGGUAUGGAGUGCUCUGUCAUUUUAUGCCUGCUGUUCCCAAACGUUCAUCUGUGCAUUCAACUGCUUUUGGAAUCUUGUAAAGCUAUAAAAUAACUGUUUGUAAAUGAUGCAUUUCUUUUCUGGCUUUUUACGUAACUUAUUUAUAAAAGGUAUAAAAGAGUAAUUAAUUAAUUAUUUGUUUUGAUGGAAAUUAUUGUUAAUGUAAUAAUGCUAUUUUAAUAUAAAUAUAAAAAGUGUUACAUUUA